This is a messenger RNA of Coffea arabica (coffee), 1377 nucleotides long. Its product is annotated as protein FAR1-RELATED SEQUENCE 5-like. The record is from RefSeq and is a predicted model, not a curated record. Lineage: Eukaryota; Viridiplantae; Streptophyta; Magnoliopsida; Gentianales; Rubiaceae.
AUGGAGAAUGAUUUGCCAAUUCAUGAAAUCCAAUCAUGUUGUAAAUUGGACUUUGAAGAUGUUGACUUGGAGGAGAUAAAUGAUAAUGCCUUACCUCUUUGUAUUACUGAUGGCAGUCAAGGAAAUCAAAAUUUUCUUCCUUUGGCUAUACCAGAUGAAUUGAUCCUGAAAUUUGGCAUGGAAUUCGAUAUUGAAGUAGCAACUAGAUAUUUUUACCAAAAAUAUGCCAAAGCAUCUGGUUUUGGAACUCGAUUGAGUAAGGGACAUAAAGACAAAAAUAGUGAUAUGAUGUUAGAUAAAGUGUUUUGCUGCUCCCGUGAAGGAAAAAGGCCAAAAGACAAACGCAAUAUGAGUGUUAAGUGUCCUCAUCCAGAAACAAGAUGUGAUUGUAGUGCAAGGAUGAAAAUCAAUUGUAGACAAGCUGGAAAAUACCGUGUUGUGCAAUUUAUUGCUGAACAUAAUCAUGAGCUAUCAACCCCAAGCAAAACUCAUUUAUUCAAAUCUCAUAAACACAUGACAAUAGCACACAAAGCUGAAAUAGAGAUGGCCCGAAUUUGUGGAAUUGCACCAAAACAAUCAAUUGAAUUGAUGUCGAAACAAGUUGGUGGACGAGAAAAUCUUGGAUUCAUUCGAGAUGAUUUAAAAAACUACUUACGAUGCAAAAGAUCCAUACCAAUGAUGCAAGGUGACACGGGAGGAGUCUUAGAGUACUUACAAAGGAUGCAAUUAGAGGAUCCAAAUUUUUAUUCUGCCAUUCAAGUAGAUGAAGAUGACUUGAUAACUAACAUAUUUUGGGCCGAUGCAAAGAUGAGAACGGAUUUUGCUCAUUUUGGUGAUGUGGUUUGUUUUGAUACAACUUAUAGAAAGCACAAAGAUGGGAAGCCAAUUGCAUUAUUCGUUGGUGUAAAUCAUCAUAAACAAAGUACAAUUUUUGGAGCUGUUUUAUUAUAUGAUGAGACAAUUGGAACAUUUGAAUGGCUGUUUGACACAUUUGCUAAGGCUAUGAUAGGAAAAAUACCAAGAACUAUUCUUACAGACCAAGACCGAAGAAUGGCAACGGUUUUGGCUUCUCAAUGGCCAACAACGUAUCACCGCUUAUGUAUAUGGUAUAUCUAUCAAAAUGCAGCAACACAUCUAGCCGAUGUCUUUAAAGAUUUCCAAAAUUUUGCUGCAGAUUUUAGUCACUGCAUAUAUGACUAUGAAAAUGAGAAUGAUUUUUUUGCGGGAUGGAGUGAAAUGUUAAAAAUGUAUGGUCUGGAAGACAACAAGUGGUUGAAGAAAAUGUUGAUCUCUCAAUUUGUUGAAGGGAUUUUUAUCAAUUUCUUUUUUUCGGUCCAAGGAUUUGUAUUACCUUACCGCUUUCUUGAAGUUGAAUGA